Pteronotus mesoamericanus is the source of this 1783-nucleotide messenger RNA. RefSeq names its product fructosamine 3 kinase related protein (gene FN3KRP). The transcript has 6 exons. NCBI's taxonomy places the organism in Eukaryota, Metazoa, Chordata, Mammalia, Chiroptera, Mormoopidae. The record is from RefSeq and is a predicted model, not a curated record. The coding region runs from base 35 to 964 and encodes 309 amino acids.
CCUGAGGCAGAUCCGGGGUCGCGGCGCCGGGAGCAUGGAGGAGCUGCUGAAGCGGGGUUUGGGCUGCAGCUUCGUCAAGGCCACGGGCCACUCCGGGGGCGGGUGCAUUAGCCAGGGCCAGAGUUACGACACGGACAAAGGGCGAGUGUUUGUGAAAGUGAACGCCAAGUCGGAGGCUAGGAGAAUGUUUGAAGGUGAGAUGGCAAGUUUAACUGCCAUCCUGAAGACACACACAGUGACCGUGCCCAAACCGCUCAAGGUUCUCGACGCCCCGGGAGGUGGCAGCAUGCUGGUGAUGGAGCACUUGGACAUGAAGUAUCUGAGCAGUCACGCUGCGAAGCUGGGAGCCCAGUUAGCAGACAUGCACCUGGAGAACAGGAAGCUUGGAGAGACCCUGCAGACGGGGGCCGGCACCGUGGGCAGAGGAGGUGGGCAGGCAGACCGGCCCUUCGUGGACCAGUUCGGGUUCGACGUGGUGACGUGCUGCGGAUACCUCCCCCAGGUGAACGACUGGCAGAAGGACUGGGUCGCGUUCUACGCCCAGCAGCGCAUCCAGCCCCAGAUGGACAUGGUAGAGAAGGCGUCUGGGGACAGGGAGGCCCUCGAGCUCUGGUCUGCUCUGCAGUUGAAGAUCCCUGACCUGUUCCGUGAUCUGGACAUCGUCCCAGCCCUGCUCCACGGAGACCUCUGGGGAGGAAACGUAGCAGAGGAUUCCUCUGGGCCCAUCAUUUUUGACCCGGCUUCUUUCUACGGCCACUCGGAAUAUGAGCUGGCAAUAGCUGGUAUGUUUGGGGGCUUUAGUAGCUCCUUCUACUCUGCGUACCACAACAAGAUCCCCAAGACCCCCGGAUUUGAGAAGCGCCAGAAGCUGUAUCAGCUCUUCCACUAUUUGAACCACUGGAAUCACUUUGGAUCGGGGUAUAGAGGGUCCUCCCUCAGCAUCAUGAGGAAUCUCGUCAAGUGACCUUGCCUUGGAGGGGGCCUCCAGUUCCGGUGUCCCCGACGCUGGCCCGGCGCCGGCGGCCGGCCCCUCCUGCUCCUCGCAGUCCCCUUCACACACCUGCGGCCGCCUCAGACCGACUUUGCAAGCCUUGGGGAGUACGUGGCCUCCCGGAAGAAAGGUCGCCCUGAGGUUGUGUAUUUCGUCAGCCUUCAUAGCUGGAUAAGCCACACUAGCAAUGAGAUGGGAACGGGGCACCUGUGGAGCGCGGGCCGUGUCGAACCGCACAGCUGCUCCAGAAGCAGAGGAGGGAAGUGGCGGGUGCCCCACACGCUGCUGCCGCCAGCCCCUCCCGCUCUUCUCCAGGAACAGCCCGAAGUUCAGGACGGUGCCACCCGAUGGCUGAGGCCUGGGUCGAGGCACAAAACCGCUCACCAGGAGCGCCUGGUAAUGACCAGUUCCAACACCGAGCACAUUCCAUAUGCUUUCUGUGGCCUCUGGACCAGCCACAGGCUGAGCAGGUCUGAAAAUGACUUUGGGAGAGACCAAACUGCCCGCGUCAGGGCGUCCUCAGUAAAUUUAGGAGCCAGUGGAUCUCCCCUUAGCGCCCUGGCUUGGCUGCUGCUCCCUUUGCUUCAGGUAAAACCAGCGCUGAGCGGGGGCCCUCCCUCCUGCAACCCUGCGGGACGGGAAUGCCCAGGAAGGCGCUGAUGCUGCGAGUCCUUCUGCAGGAGCUUCCAGCGGUUUCAGGGGCAGAGCGGACUGUCUCCCUCAUCGGAACUGUGGUUCAGUGCUGUACUUAGCUGUUCGCCAAGAACCCUUUGUAAGGUGUUAUUAGAAUAA